Molecule: messenger RNA, 2325 nt
Organism: Ceratitis capitata (Mediterranean fruit fly)
Lineage: Eukaryota; Metazoa; Arthropoda; Insecta; Diptera; Tephritidae
Gene: Drl-2
Product: tyrosine-protein kinase Drl
Exons: 10
Coding region: 328-2235 (635 amino acids)
Biological process (GO): positive regulation of kinase activity; cell surface receptor protein tyrosine kinase signaling pathway; axonogenesis
Cellular component (GO): signaling receptor complex
Molecular function (GO): ATP binding; protein tyrosine kinase activity
Source: RefSeq, a predicted model, not a curated record
CAAAAAAAAAGAAUUCACAAAAAAAAUUCACGAAAAAAAAUCGCCAAAAACAACGCAAACAAAAUUGCAGCAAAGGCGCACAACAACAAAAAACUUCGAGCAAGCCGCUACCAAUUUGAACUCAUUUUUGUUGCCUUUUCUACAUCUCUUCAAUUUUUAUUGGCUCACUUGCUGUCGUCGUCGCUUUUAAAUUGACUUUCAUAACAACGCUUCACUGAGCAUACGUUGGCCGCCCGUCUGCUGUAAUCGAGUACGCUACACAUAGAAAUCUGAAAGCCGCAUUUGUCUCACACUACACAGCAUUUGGCAACAGCAUCCGCAGAGGAGAUGGCAUCGAAAUUCUCGUUGUCUGUUUGGUGUGUGCUGGCCGGUUGGUUUCCGUUGCUGGCCAACGGUUACCUGAAUGUCUUCAUUAGCCAUCGUGAAGUCAUCAAAUUAAUGGGCCUUGAAGCAGACUUGUUCUAUGUGCAUGAGGGCGCCAUUAACACAUACGCCAUGCAUUUUACGGUGCCGGUGCCAGCAGAUGUGCAUGAUUUAGAGUUCUCGUGGCAGAGUCUGACCACGUAUCCGCUGCCCUAUACCAUCACCAUCGACUAUGAACAGGAGCAGAGCGCACUCGCUGCGCCCACGCUGAGCAUACCGGACCGGGGUUAUGUGCCGCAGCAGAUAGAGACAUUUCUGGUGCAUUUACCCUGCACGGGAGAUGGCAAUAAGGAGGUGCCGCUUGUCGUCAAUAUGCUAGUUAGCGGACCGCCGCGCACUAAUGACACUAAAUUGCAUUUUAAACGGAAUAAAAUCUGCCUCAAAGGUCUGUUUCCUGCACCCAAUCAAUCAGCAGCACCCGCUCAGGCGCCCUCACCGGGUCACACUCUAUUGGGCGCGGCCGCUUGUGCGCUCGGUUUGGUGUUGGUCUUUAGUCUGAUUGCAUCGGCGAUGUAUGUGCGUGCGCGCAAGCAAAUACGGCAGGAUUCGUUGCAUACCAGCUUCACAACCGCCGCUUAUGGCAGUCAUCAGAAUGUUUUCAUACGCCUGGAUCCGUUGGGUCGCCCACCCAGCGCGAAUAGUGGUUCCUAUGCAACUAUAGCUAGCCUGAAUAAAUAUCCAUCGGAGUCGAAGAAGUCUUGCAAUAUAUUCGAUAGAUUUCGCAGCUCUACGCCGACGCCCUCGCCCUAUGCGACCGCCUUGCUGCCCGUGGGCGGUGAUCAUCAAAUCGGAGAUACAAUUUACUCUAAGCCAGAAUCGAUCUGCCCCUCGAGAAUAUCAUAUUAUGCCUCAUCGCAGUUGACACAGGUCUAUAGUAUGUCUACACCGAAGAGCAGUCGCGGUGGCGGUAAUGGCAGCGUUUUUGGUGGCGCUAGCUCAUCGGCUGGCAGUGGUAGUGAUCCGAAGGAAAAACUACGCCGCAUACCCAACGUACAGCCGGGCACACUCAUGUGUCAGCAUCUUAUGAAGGAGGGCACUUAUGGGCGUAUCUAUGCUGGCAAUCUGGGUGACUCCUGCGAUGUUAUUAUAAAAACUGUUGUUGAUGGUGCUUCGCUGACGCAGGUCGCCUGCUUGUUGCAGGAAGCUUCGACGCUAAUCGGCGUGUGUCAUCCGAAUAUAUUGACGCCUUUGUUGGCGAAUACAGAGUUGCCAGGUCCGCCUGAAAUUGCUUAUGCCUAUCCGUCCAAGGGCAAUCUGAAGAUCUACUUGCAGAAGUCGCGUGAACUCAACUCGCCGCUCAGUACCCGCCAGCUGGUUGAAUUUGGUCUGCAUGUGACCAAAGGUCUGGCGCAUCUGCAUUCAAUCGGUAUUGUGCACCGUGAUGUUGCAACGCGCAAUUGCUAUCUCGAUAUGGAUUCCUAUGUGAAAAUUUGUGAUAGCGCCUUGUCGCGCGAUCUCUUUCCCGAUGACUAUCAUUGUCUGGGCGACAAUGAGAACCGUCCACUCAAGUGGAUGGCUUUGGAGUCGCUACAAAAGAAAUACUUCAACACUUAUACAGACGUUUGGUCUUUGGGUGUGCUGUUUUGGGAGUUAGCCACGCUGGCGUUAACGCCUUUCGAGGAAGUGGAUAUUUUUGAGCUGAGCGCAUACCUUUCGGACGGUUUUCGAUUGGGUCAACCCAUUAACUGUCCAGAUGAAUUCUUCACAGUGAUGUCCUGUUGUUGGCUGGAGGAUCCCAAACAAAGACCCUCCUUCCCACAACUACUGGCGUACUUACAAGAUUUCCACGAGGAUCUUGGCAAGUAUAUAUAAAUAAGAUUCAGAGCAGAACGGAAAAUAGCUGUAAAUAGGUUAAAAGCCAGCUAAUAAAUAUAUAUGUACUUGUAAGUGUGUGUAAAGAAA